GUGUAAGUAAGAUGUGACCUUGUUUUAGCUACCCUAGCGACCUCCUCCCCUCAUUCAUAUCUAACACGCAUUUGGCUAUCCUUCUUAAUGGUUGUUGGCGUAAUGCUAAUUAAGAGCACUCUCCUCGUCUUUCUUAACGAUGGAUUUUAGCAAGGUUUAAGGAUCUUAAGAAAAGCGGCGAGGUGGGGAAGAAAAGCUACAAGCAUGGUAACACAGAUCCCUAUGGAGUGCUGCAAGGUCUUGUAUUGAUCCAGAUUUUUGGCCUAGUGGAGUUCCUUUUAGAUUAAAGGGCCUUGUGGUCGAUGUAGUCUUCUCCUUCAUUGCCUAUGUUUCUUCUGCAACAACACACACCUUGUGGAAGAUGAUAGCUGGGCUGUUUGUGUCAUUGGUGAGAAGCUUUGUAUUUCUUGGUGAUGUAUGUGAUGAAUGAUAAAUAACCCCCUCCUCAUUGUCAUAGAGUGGUCGGUAGAGUUAGUCGAUAAAUGAAAUCCAUGAGCAAUAGCGACUGGCUUGGCUUCUCUCUCUCUUCUCAUAUGAACACGGAGGUUGCUUCGGAGUCGCCACAUCAUAAUCAGAAUCAUGAAAGCCAUCGUCACUGUCAAUCUCAACUUACCGCCACAGCUUGUGUCUCUGCUUCUUCUGCAGUCUUCUUUCAUUCUUCCACCGCUGGACUCUGUUAUGGAGGGGAAGAAGAGACCGCAGGGCUCUACUCUCCGUUGCCUGCCAUGCCACUGAAAUCUGAUGGCUCUCUUGGCAUCAUGGAAGCUAUCACCGGAUCACAACACUCAGGAAUCCUGCUGCCUGUGCAGCGGAAACUUGAAGACUUCUUGGGAGGCGGACCCACCACGGGGGCCCAUCAUCACUACGGCAACUUUGAAAGGGAAGCAAUCGCUUUGAGCUUGGACAGCCUCUUCUACUACCAAAAUUUACACGCUGAGAGUGCUCUCCAUGACCACCAGAUUCCAGUAGCGCAACACCAUCAAUUGUUCUUGCAACCUGAAGGGAUGUGUGGCGGGCUACCAGAGCAUGAGCUGUAUCAGGGACCGCUGGAGGUGGGAGCCAUGGUGGAAGAAGAUGGCCUUCCGAGUCUCAAAAGUUGGGUGGCCAGAAGCUAUAGCGCUUGCAGCAAUCAGCUGGAUGAGGAAGGAAGAAUUGGCUCUAGUUCUAUCGAUGCGGUUGGAUUCGGGGAGUUGCAAUCCUUGAGCUUGUCCGUGAGCCCUGUAUCUCAGUCAAGUUGCAUCACGGCUGCACUACCGAUUUCUUCUGCAACUGACCGUAUUUUUCCUGACACGAAUAAGAAGUUAAGGCCUGGGAAAAGAUGCUUAAAGCAGACAAUCCAUAGGAAGUCGAUUGAUACAUUUGGGCAGAGAACCUCUCAGUAUAGAGGUGUUACAAGGCAUAGAUGGACUGGGAGAUACGAAGCACAUCUUUGGGACAAUAGCUGCAAGAGAGAAGGUCAAACAAGAAAGGGAAGACAAGUGUAUCUUGGAGGGUAUGACACUGAGGAGAAAGCUGCAAGAGCUUAUGAUUUGACCGCAUUGAAGUACUGGGGACCAUCAACACAUAUUAACUUCCCUUUGGAAAGUUAUAAGGAAGAGCUGCAUGAAAUGAAGAACAUGAGCAGGCAGGAGUAUGUUGCCCACUUGAGAAGGUAUAUCCACUUAGAUUGUUUCCAAUUUAUUGUAUUCAUAAUAUUUUGGGGGCCGAUGAAUGGUUUCAGAAAAAGCAGUGGUUUCUCACGUGGGGCUUCGAUUUACCGAGGAGUAACACGGCAUCACCAACAUGGAAGAUGGCAAGCUCGAAUUGGUAGAGUUGUCGGAAACAAGGAUCUUUAUCUAGGAACCUUCAAUACUCAGGAGGAAGCAGCAGAAGCAUAUGAUAUUGCUGCAAUAAAAUUUCGCGGAGUGAAUGCUGUUACUAACUUUGACAUUACGACGUAUGAUGUAGAGAAGAUCAUAGCAAGCAAUACAUUACUUCCAGCAGAGCUUGCUAGGAAAACCAAGGCAACUGAAGCAGGAAAAAGUGUUCCUUGGGAGAAAAAUAUUUGCAGAGAACCAGCUGAAGGAAACAAUAUUUCAGGUUCUGAAUGUAAGGCUCUCUGUCAAUCCACUGAGGCACGUCUAUCUACUGAGUCUUGUGAUCAUGAACCCUUGAUGAUAAGUGGUGACUAUAGGAGCCCAAUGGUGUCACCGGCAAUUAAUGGCCUUAUAGAUCUAGAAACAGGGAGUUCUGUGCAAGGAAUAGGUGAUUCUGAGAAGAUGGGCAAUGCCCAUUUGUCAAACCAAUCGUCCUUAGUGACAAGCUUGGCCAGUUCCAGAGAAGGGAGUCCUGAUCGGAUUGGUCUCUCCAUCUUGUUUUCCAGUGGCACACCCAAGUUGAGUCCCACUCCAGUUGCUUCAUCAAUUCCUGCAAUGCAAUUAAGGCCGACUAUUUCCAUUACUCAAAUGCCUGUUUUUGCUGCGUGGAAUGAUGUUUAAGCUGGUCAUGAUGACAAAGCCUGCAUGUAGGGUCCGUGGAGCAACAGCCAAGAAAAGAAAGCAAAGUCUGAUGGCUAAAGUGAGGUGAGAGGGUGCUUUUGUUUGUUUGUUUAUUUAUUUCAGUUUUCCUUGAGCAAGAUUUGUGAUUCAUGAUCAAUGCGGGAUUAAUCUUGCCUCACAUAUCAGUGGUUUCUUUUUCAAUUUCGCUUGAGGGGACAUUUUUAUGGAGAAUUUUGCAUAAAACAGGGUUAAUUCUUCAAGAACA
Zingiber officinale is the source of this 2742-nucleotide messenger RNA. Its product is annotated as AP2-like ethylene-responsive transcription factor CRL5. The record is from RefSeq and is a predicted model, not a curated record. The transcript has 8 exons. Bases 483 to 2477 code for a protein of 664 amino acids. NCBI's taxonomy places the organism in Eukaryota, Viridiplantae, Streptophyta, Magnoliopsida, Zingiberales, Zingiberaceae. Gene Ontology annotation, molecular function: DNA-binding transcription factor activity; DNA binding. Gene Ontology annotation, biological process: regulation of DNA-templated transcription.